Molecule: messenger RNA, 1079 nt
Organism: Galdieria sulphuraria
Lineage: Eukaryota; Rhodophyta; Bangiophyceae; Galdieriales; Galdieriaceae
Product: ribonucleotide reductase small subunit
Exons: 1
Coding region: 83-1024 (313 amino acids)
Biological process (GO): deoxyribonucleotide biosynthetic process
Molecular function (GO): oxidoreductase activity
Source: RefSeq, a predicted model, not a curated record
GAAUUAUUUUUGGUUUAACAUUUCAUUGUUUUGGUACUUUUACGUUAAAGCAUUUUGCGCCUUCUCAAAAAAAAAGAGAAAGAUGUCCUUCAAACGUUAUUCCCUGUUCCCUAUUGUGGAUGAACUUAGCUACUCCUUUUAUAAGAGACAAGAAGCUAGCAUAUGGACCAGUGCAGAAAUGGAUUUUAGUCGCGACCUCGAAGAUUUCGAAAAGUUGGACGUUGAAGUUCGAAAUAUUCUUAUGAAUGUACUUGCCUUUUUCGCUUCCGGUGAUGGUAUAGUUAGCAAGAAUAUAAGUUAUCGUUUCAUGAGGAGCGCUCCCAAUUUUGAACAAGUGGCUUUUUACGCUGCUCAGCUUUUCAUUGAGACAGUUCACGCCGAGACUUAUUCUUUAAUAAUUUCAUCUUUGAUUCGUGACACGGAAGAGCGCAAUAAACUCUUUUCUGCAGGAGAAAACAACUUGGCAGUGAGAUCUAAGGAGAAAUGGAUGGAAAGAUUCAUCGAAGACGAUACCGUGGAGGAAUGGGAGAGAAUUUUGGCUUUUGCUUGUUCAGAGGGAAUUUUUUUCACGGGAGCCUUUGCGGUCAUUUUCUGGAUUGGUGAAAUGCGAUCCAUGCAGAACCUUAUUUUCGCAAACAUCCAAAUUAGUAAAGACGAGGCGUUACACUGCGAGUUUGCCGUGGCUCGAUUGCUUCAAAUGGAUUGGAAUGAGGACAGGGCUCUUGAAAUAAUAAGAGAAGCAGCUGAGUUGGAAAAGGAAUUCAUGAAGGCGAUCAUUCCCGAUAAGGAACUUUGUUAUGGAAUGUCUCAAAGUAAGAUGUUAAGUUAUAUCGAGUGGAUGGCGAAUCGUUUAUGUAAUAUGCUGGAAAUACCAGUUGCCUAUUCAGAAGUUACAAAGACGCCUUUUUCCUUUGUCGAUAAAGCGGUUGCCUUGGAGAAAAUCAAUUUCUUUGAGGUAAGAGCUGCCAAUUACAAACGUUUCAAUGUGGACGAAGCUCUUGAAAAAGCUCGAUUUUUAUUCUAAGAAGAAGAAGAUGACUCUUCCUUGCUGCUGGUUAAAUAAACAUGAAUAUUUGUUC